AUGAAGGUCUUUGCUUCAUCAUGCACAUUCGAUUACUCGUGGGAGGAGGUAUCGACCGCAAAUUGGCGCAAGUACUGCCCUUGGAAUGACAAGUCCACACAUGUCGUGGCAGUAGACACUCUUUCUCGAAGCGUGGAUUUGCAAACCGGUAUACUGCGCACCGAACGUUUGAUCACCUGUAACCAGUCCGUCCCACAAUGGGUACUCUCACUAUUUGGAGGCAGCGCUACGUCUCAUGUGUACGAAAUAUCAUACGUUGAUCCGAUUUCCAAAAUAGUCACGAUGAGCUCGACAAAUCUCACGUGGUCAAAUGUCCUCAGUGUCAGGGAAACCGUUGUCUACCAACCAUCACUGCUGGAUCCAUCUUCAAGUACACAGUUCAGCCAAGAAGCGAAGAUCACCGCUCUAUGUGGGGGAUGGCAGAAAAUCAAAAACAAAGUCGAGGAGGCCAGUGUUGAACGCUUUAGUCAGAACGCCAAGCGAGGUCGAGAAGGAUUUGAAGCUGUUUUGGAAAUGAGUCGACGAGUUUUCAGUGAACAACGCGAGCAUGACAAGAGCCAACUCUGA
Messenger RNA from Aspergillus uvarum CBS 121591, 567 nucleotides. Its product is annotated as putative mitochondrial protein sorting (Msf1). Gene Ontology annotation, cellular component: mitochondrial intermembrane space. Gene Ontology annotation, molecular function: phosphatidic acid transfer activity. The coding region runs from base 1 to 567 and encodes 188 amino acids. The record is from RefSeq and is a predicted model, not a curated record. Lineage: Eukaryota; Fungi; Ascomycota; Eurotiomycetes; Eurotiales; Aspergillaceae. The transcript has 2 exons. Gene Ontology annotation, biological process: phospholipid transport.